Messenger RNA from Canis lupus familiaris (dog), 2478 nucleotides. RefSeq names its product ribokinase (gene RBKS). The coding region runs from base 78 to 1046 and encodes 322 amino acids. Gene Ontology annotation, molecular function: ribokinase activity. The record is from RefSeq and is a predicted model, not a curated record. The transcript has 8 exons. Gene Ontology annotation, biological process: D-ribose metabolic process. Lineage: Eukaryota; Metazoa; Chordata; Mammalia; Carnivora; Canidae.
CAGCGGCGUUGCAGGGUGCGGGGUCGGGCAGAGGGCAGAGGGCAGUCCCUGGGGGUGGAGAGCGCCUCCUUUGGGCCAUGGCGGCGGCUGGGGAUCCCGGCCAGCAGCGGGCGGAGGAGGUGGCGGCGGUGGUAGUGGUGGGCUCCUGCAUGACCGACCUGGUCAGUCUCACUUCUCGUUUGCCAAAAACUGGAGAAACCAUCCACGGACAUAAGUUUUUUAUUGGCUUUGGAGGGAAAGGUGCCAACCAGUGUGUCCAAGCUGCCAGGCUUGGAGCAAAGACAUCCAUGGUAUGCAAGGUUGGCAAAGAUUCUUUUGGCAGUGACUAUAUAGAAAACUUAAAACAGAACGAUAUUUCUACAGAAUUUACAUAUCAGACUCAAGAUGCUGCUACAGGAACUGCUUCUAUAAUUGUCAAUAACGAAGGCCAGAAUAUCAUCAUUAUAGUGGCUGGAGCAAAUUUACUUUUGAAUACUGAAGACCUGAAGAAAGCAGCUACGACCAUUAACAAAGCCAAAGUCAUGAUCUGCCAGUUAGAAAUAAUUCCAGAAAUAUCUUUGGAAGCCCUGACGAUGGCCCACAGCAAUGGAGUGAAAACAUUGUUCAAUCCAGCUCCUGCUAUUGCUGACCUGGACCCUCGCUUCUACACACUUUCAGAUGUGUUCUGCUGCAAUGAAACUGAGGCUGAGAUCCUAACUGGCCUGGCAGUCGGCAGCCCUGCAGACGCUGGGAAGGCUGCGCUGGUGCUCAUGGAGAGGGGCUGCCAUGUGGUCAUCGUCACCUUAGGUGCUGAAGGAUGCGUGAUGCUGUCACAGACAGAACCUGUCCCAAAGCACAUUCCCACUGAGAAAGUCAAGCCUGUGGAUACCACGGGUGCUGGUGACAGUUUCGUGGGGGCUUUGGCCUUCUACCUGGCUUACUACCCACAUCUGUCCUUGGAAGAAAUGCUCAAGAGAUCCAAUUUCAUCGCUGCAGUCAGCGUCCAGGCUGCAGGAACACAGUCAUCUUAUCCAUACAAAAAAGACCUGCCACUUGAUCUGUUUUGAUUACUACUAACCCUAAAAUAAACAUACCUGGAAAUAAAAUGUACUUGGGGGAGGGAGGUGGCUCCUCUUAGCCAGCAGCUUACUAUAAAAUACCCUCUUCUCCUUUAUUUGCAAAUAUGUUGAUUUAUGAAGUCAUCCUCCAGCUUUCACUUAUUCUUUUAUAAUGAUGAUUUCUUUGCUUUUUAUGUAUUUGCAAGAGCCAACCAAAAUUAAGAUCCCAUGCCCGGGAACUAUACAAACAUUAGCACCAGCAGGAACCAGCAAACUCACUAGCCAACAGAUUAUGAACACUGUGUGUCCACCAUAGAUCAAGGGUUGUGGAUAACAAUAUCUAGAGUCGGAGCAGAGAAUGUUAAAUAAAGGGGGCACAUGGACUGUUCAAGCAGUCCCUAAGAGGGACAGCUGAUACUCAGCCUUAGUGUUGCCAAAGCUUGUUUUGCCAGGGAAGCCAGAAGCUUGGAUGUUCAUUGAAAUUUUAUCAAUGUUUGUAUCAGCAAUUGAUUUUUUUAAAAACGUAAACACCACCUGUGGGCCACAUUAAGCUCAUGUGCUGAAGGGACGAAUCAUUUGUUAAGCCAGAUUUUAAGCUGUUGUUUUGCUUUGUUUUUAAUGGUGAUUCCUGUGUGUCACAGACCCUUUGUGUCAGGCUUGCCCAGGAUCAGGUGAACAAUUUUUCUUGUAACCCAGUAUCAUAUAUAUAGUUUCAACCAAAAAAAAAAAAAGCGAAGAUCUCACCUAUUAUUACUUUGAGGCAGAGUUUUAACAAAAGAUGCCAGAAAAUAGCUAAUGGACUAUAAUACCACAAGCCCCCUGAAAGUCAACAACUGUCUACAUCUAAUUCCAACUUCAGAAAGGCAAAGCCAUUCUUACGUAUCCUCCAUAGACAGGGUGGGCCACAGGGAGGGAACACUGGUUUCCUCAUGCUUGGGGUCAUGGUGAGCACACCAUCAGUCUUCUACAUAAAUGCUUUAAAUGGUGUAGGAUAUGAACCAGCACAACUCAAAACAGAAGCUGAUCCUUCUUAUAUUCAAUCAGAAAUGUGAUCAGAAGAAAAUUGGGAUGCCUGGGUGGCUCAGCAGUAAGCGCCUGCCUUCAGCUCAGGGUGUGAUCCUGGAGUCCCGGAUUGAGUCCCACAUCAGGCUCCCUGUAUGGAGCCUGCUUCUCCCUCUGCCUAGGUCUCUGCCUCUCCGUCUCAUGAAUAAAAAAAUCUUUAAAAGAAGAAAACUGAAUAAUUCUGAAAAUCUGUAGUAAACAAUAGCUUGAGAAAGUAUAUGGAUCUGGGUAGGGCAGUCUUACUUUACGUGAACAUUAGGGAUUAUCAGUGGAAUUUCCAUGUUGGUUAGCUGUGUGGUACCAUGCUGCAGAAGUCCUAGCUGUGUCUCUAUGGAAAUACUAUAGUUCUUUAAAAAAAAAAAAAAAAAAAAAAAGGAAA